Molecule: messenger RNA, 1202 nt
Organism: Podarcis lilfordi (Lilford's wall lizard)
Lineage: Eukaryota; Metazoa; Chordata; Lepidosauria; Squamata; Lacertidae
Source: the annotation of a GenBank genome assembly
AUGCAUGCCUCUAGAAGGUAGGUGAAACACGUUGGUAAAAGGGAAAGCAGAAGGAGAGCAUGUCAUGCAGAGCUUUCCAUCAUGACAGGGAAAUGUUACGGAUGCUGGUGCUAUAUUCAGACUAAAACUUUAUUGCGGUCCAAAGACCCACCAAACAAUUUCAAAACUAGAUACGGUUAAAACGACCAGACAGACAGAUGGAAGAAACAAAGGCAGUCAUUUUGUUUUAUCUAGGGCAUAAUGAUCUUUGUUUCUUAUAACCUCCGAAAUAAACUUUGCCACGGUCAGUGUACUAUCAUUUGACCUGUCUUCCAAAAGAUAUUUAAUAUGGGAGGCUUUGGAUUUUCCCGGCAAAUUAGCUAGUGAGGGUUUGAUCAGUUGAUCCCUUGCUUGCUCAUAUUGCCCACAAUACAGAAGAAUCAGCUUCAUGCAAUCAACGUCCUGGGAACAUAAACAAAGCCUAUUCUGAUAGGGGAUGCCUCUCAGUCUGCAAUUUAGAACUUCCGAGGGAAAUACGUUUAGUCUGGCUUUGGUAAAUAAACGCCGAGAAGUAGGUACAGACAAAUUCCUAAGGUAUGAGGAUAUCUGAAAGUCAUACCCAUACUGGAUUCCAGCUGCGACCGGGCUACAAAUUACAUAAGAUCGGGAUGGUGCUAUAUUUUAUAUGCAGCUUCAGACUACUGUGCUGAAAGACUUACUAGGGGAUAAAUAAUGAGGCUGCUGACACGGUGGGGUUUGGGUUUUUGUGGGGGGGGGGGGGAACAAUGCAAUGGAAGGAACUAAGGGUUUCUUCAUACAACAUUGUUAAGACACAAGUAGCACAGUUAGGACACUUCCUGGGGGAAGGAAGGGCCAUAGCUUUGUAAGAGAGCAUCUACUUUGCAUGCGGAAGCUUAGGCUUAGGCUUUAAUCUUUAGCAUCUUUAGGUAGGGCUAGGAGAGACUCUCUGUAAAGUAACACCUUAAACGUCAGUAGUGGCAACAGGCUAAAUCUAUUGUUUCUUUUUUUCUUUCGGCAGAAUACACUGCCUUCGCGCUCACAGGCCCAAACCUGCUGCUACCACCGGAGAGGCAGUGCAGAAUUCUUGUGGGUGCAAACAGCGGUGUCGAAAUGAGCAAACUGCCGUCGGUACACUCUACACACUCAUUGUCAUGGUUAUCCUAAUUGCAAUUUGGGGAGUCUGGGCCAGGAAAGAUUUCUGA